Messenger RNA from Lagopus leucura (white-tailed ptarmigan), 1626 nucleotides. Its product is annotated as COBW domain-containing protein 1-like. Gene Ontology annotation, cellular component: cytoplasm. The transcript is spliced from 15 exons. The coding region runs from base 59 to 1165 and encodes 368 amino acids. NCBI's taxonomy places the organism in Eukaryota, Metazoa, Chordata, Aves, Galliformes, Phasianidae. The record is from RefSeq and is a predicted model, not a curated record.
GGCACCGGGACGCAGGCUUGUGACGCGCCGUCUGCGCGCCGUCGGUCCCUGGUCCCAUAUGGAGGAUGAGGACUGCCCCGAGCUGGUGCCGAUAGGCGUCGUGCGGGACAGCGAGCCUGACUCCGGCAGGAAGAUCCCCGUGACCAUCAUCACGGGCUACCUAGGUGCUGGGAAAACAACUCUUCUGAAUUACAUUCUGACUGAGCAACAUAGUAAGAGAAUUGCAGUGAUACUGAAUGAGUUUGGAGAAGGGAGUGCACUGGAGAAAUCCUUGGCAAUCAGUCAGGGAGGAGAACUCUAUGAAGAAUGGCUGGAGCUAAGAAAUGGCUGUUUGUGCUGUUCAGUAAAGGACAAUGGUGUGAAGGCUAUUGAGAACCUCAUGCAAAAGAGAGGAAAAUUUGACUAUAUAUUGUUAGAAACAACUGGUUUGGCAGAUCCAGGAGCUGUGGCCUCCAUGUUCUGGGUUGAUUCUGAGCUGGGAAGCGACAUAUAUCUUGAUGGCAUUGUAUCUGUUGUUGAUGCGAAGCAUGGAUUGCAGCACUUGACAGAGGAGAAGCCAGAAGGUCUUGUCAAUGAAGCGUCACGGCAGGUUGCUCUAGCUGAUCUUAUAAUCAUCAAUAAAACAGAUUUGGUUUCGGGGGAAGAAUUGAAUAAAGUCAGAACCUCUGUCAGGUCAAUAAAUGGACUCGUCAAAAUUUUGGAGACACAAAGGUCAAGAGUUGAUCUUUCCAAUGUGCUGGACCUGCAUGCUUUUGACAGUCUGUCUGGAAUAAGCUUGCAGAAAAAAAUUGAGAAUAUGAAGACAACACAUUCACAUCUAGAUAAGGGCAUAAUGACAGUAACAUUUGAAGUCCUGGGAAAUAUUAAGGAAGAAAACCUAAAUCUCUUCAUACAGAAUCUCCUGUGGGAAAAGAGUGUGAAAGAUAAGGCUGGACGUACCAUGGAUGUCAUAAGACUGAAGGGACUCGUAUCUAUUCAAGGCAAAUCUCAUCAAGUGAUAGUCCAAGGUGUCCAUGAGCUCUAUGAUCUGGAAGAGACUGCAGUAGCAUGGAAGGAAGAUGAAAAAAGAACAAAUAGACUCGUUUUAAUUGGUAGAAACUUGGAUAAGGAGAUCAUCAAAGAAGUAUUCAUAGAAACUGUGACAGAGAAGCAUGAAAAUAGUUGACACUGGAUAUAAACAAGAUUAAAAGUCUUGUGCUUAACUCUGCAAGCUUUUUAUGACAAGAAGGACUGAAUGACACACAGUGCAGUAGUCCCUUUUUCUUCUUCCAACCUACUGGACAGUUAAACUCUCAAGUCCUGCUAAGAAUCCCUGCUCACCUACUGUUAAAAGAAUAGCUCUUCUGGUCUAGAAUCAAACACAAAAAAAUUCUAGCAUUUUGAGUUAGGCUUAAUUUAUGCUGAUGAAUUCAUUUAGCAUUGCAAAAGUACAGAUAGGGAAAAGACUUGUUUCUGUUGUAUGUUGAAAAAGGCCAUAAAUUACAGUAGGUAUAUGUGGUAAGGAUGUUGGAAAACUAUUGCUUUUUUGCUGUAAUGAUCUCUUAAUAAUAAAUUAGUAUUGAUUUUUGCCAGUCAUGUAAUCACAGAAAAAAGUAUUUAGUAUUUCCUAUUAAACUUUCUUGCUUA